Durusdinium trenchii is the source of this 2363-nucleotide messenger RNA. The record is from the annotation of a GenBank genome assembly. Lineage: Eukaryota; Dinophyceae; Suessiales; Symbiodiniaceae.
GAACCAUUUAGACCACCACGGCCAGCACGUCGGAUAAAGCCUGACUCUGAAAAGCUGGGCCCGCUACAGCUGAGCUGUCCAACGAUCGGCUUCGUGAGACUGCCCACACCGGUCUCGACCGAGCUAGCGGCUGGGUGCACUCCGGCAAGAACAUUUUGUGGAGAUGGCGGCCUCCGCCAAAGCUGGUGAGGACGAGGAGGAGGAGGAAGAGGAUGACAUGUAUGAGUUCGAUGAGGAUGAGCCAGAGCACCUGCCCUGCUCAUUGACUUAUGUGAUGGUUUGCAUCCUCAUGCCCUGUUUGAAUGGGAUGAUUAGCGGAUAUUGCUGGUCGGGGCUGACAUUGCACUACCGCGCCAUGGGUUGGCCCAUCGCCCGUGCCGGGCUGGGGGGAUCCCUGGGCUUUAUGGGACGGAUCUUCAUGCAACAGGUACAGCUUCGACUUGGCUUUUGGGCCAUCAUUCCUUUGAACUUCAUCCAUCUCAUUGGCGUGAUUUUGGGCAUCUUGUACACCGACCAGGAAUGGGCUGUGUGCCUGGAAGUCGUAUUGUUGCAAUCCCUGGAUGCAGCGAUCACCAUCGAAGGAUUGGCCUUUGAUGUCUUUGGCAGCUCAGAGAACCUGGCCUCCCAGGCAUCUUCUACGAUGCUGGCCAUCUAUACCAUGAGCGCGGCCUCAGCAGUGACGGUGGGCGGGAUCUUGUACGACACCGCAGGGUGGCAGGGGAUGUCCAUCUUCCACUUGAUCCUGCAGGCCAUCCUCGCGAUUCUAUUCAUUGUGUCACCUCAAUGCCGAAGCUCCUUCACAGAGUUCUUCCAGAAGAAGGUCCACGAAGCGGAAGCGAAAGAGGAGGGACCGGAAGAACUGAGCUCUGUCGUCCCAUCGGCGCCGACUACAAGUGGUGCUGCUGUGAUCGAAGAACCUACCUUGCCGGGCCUCGUCGAGGAUGAAGUGCUGUCACCCCUGUACGAGGAAGAUGGUGGAGCCAAGUCUAGCAACCUUCGGGGCUCCAUGCUUUCGGCCGGCGGUGAGGCUUCAUUGCAUCACACACCCGUUCGAAGCUCCAACUUCUCCGCCACGCCGAAUGCAUCGCCGCAGCGCGGCUCUGUCGGAGAGUUGAAGCGCUCGUCGAUGCAAGACGGUCGAUCCUCGAUGCGCUCCGGACGCGCUACCGGACGGAUGAGCCAACAGAGCAGGAAGAGCGGUGUGACCUUUGCCACGCGAAACACCAACAUGAGCCGUAUGAGCGCAGCCUCCCACCGCAGCCGCAUGAGCGCCGUGAGCAAGCUGACGGCUGUGAUGAGCUUGGCGGAGAACGAUGAUUUUCAGCACCAUUUCAUGGCCACGGGCGCCUUGCGACCCCAAAUCGCACAGAGAGCAGGCUUGCAGGACCAGGAGGAUGAGGACGAGGAUCUGGACGAGGAGCCUGUAGUGCCUGGCGGCCAGGAGGAGCUCCAGCAGUUGCGACCGGAGGAGGCCAAGCCGAAAAAGAAAGGCCUUAAGAAGGAUUUGUGGCUUCCCGCUUUCUUACUGGUGCUUUGCAGCUUGAACAACUAUCUCAGCUAUGCCAUGGAAUACGGCACCUUCGCAAUUUUCUUCAAGGAGUACCACGGUUGGACUUCGGCCACUUGGGCUUCCUUGUGCCAGACCGCCGGCGAUCUCUUUGCGGCCGUGAUGAUUAAGCUCAUGGCCCUCUAUGGUCCCUCUGAGGACCCGAUGAAUGCCGGUUGCUUUGAACGUUGGACACGGCAGCCGUACAACCUCUCCUGGCUCCUCUUCUUCUGGAUUUUAUGUAGUGCUGGGAUGUGCGCUCCGCCCUUGGCUGUAGCAGUGAUUGCCCAGAUCCUCAUGGGCACCGUCUUUGUCUACUGCUCAAAGACCGUGACGGACUUGAACCUCUUCUACUCCUUGGGCGAUCCGGACGUCUACCUCACCUUGCAGGUCUACUGCAAGAAUGCCGAUGCAGUGGGCGGCUGCACUUCUUGCUUUGUGGCACUGCUCCUGUAUGAUACGGUCUCUCCCUUUGCACCCUUCGCCGUGGCGGCCGGCUUUAGCACCCUCAUGUUUGUCCUCUACACCGCGGGAUUCUGCCACCGCCUGGGCUUCGGCGAGGACAUCGAGACGGCCGAGCACCGACGCGCCCGUCGCCUGGGGAUGGUACGGACCAGCCGAUGGACCGUCUCGAGCCGCAAGAGCACCGUUCGGCUGGAUGAGGGCUAGGGGUUCACGAAGUCGCCGGAAGGCACAUCUCCUUGCAGCUGCAACCAUGCAAGAGAAGACCGGAGACCGAGAUCUGACGUUUUGGGGUGAAUGACGCCAUCGGGGCCUUGCCAUCGGCUUCCAUCGGCUGUUGGAUAGAGCAUAGGUC